Solanum tuberosum (potato) is the source of this 435-nucleotide messenger RNA. RefSeq lists its product as uncharacterized. Bases 1 to 435 code for a protein of 144 amino acids. The transcript has a single exon. NCBI's taxonomy places the organism in Eukaryota, Viridiplantae, Streptophyta, Magnoliopsida, Solanales, Solanaceae. The record is from RefSeq and is a predicted model, not a curated record.
AUGAAUCCCGUAGAUGAUGAGAAGGAAACAGUAACAUUUAGAGCAAUAAGCCAUGACGAAGAAGGCAAAACAAAGAUAACCAAGCUUGAAACUAACACACAUAACAUAGAAACGUUAAAGCACACAGAAAAAAAACUCGUAGACAAAGGCGUACAUAGAAAAGAUCGUCGUCCGAUAGAUGGAAUUCCGUUAAAUAAACAAUCGAAAUCGGGGCAUGGUGGGAAAUUCACUUGGGAAGGACCGGUGGAAUAUGAACUUGAUGAUGAUGUGCCCGUGGCCAUAGACGAGAACGAUCCGAAUUAUGUUGAUGAUGGAGAUGAAGAAGUAAGUGGAGUUGAAGGUUUUGUUGUUGGACAAAUUGAUGUUGCUAAAGUUGUUGAUGAAGGUGUAGCUAGAGUUGAUGUUGUUGAUCGUGUUUUACAAGAAAAUAUGUAA